Salvia splendens (bonfire salvia) is the source of this 642-nucleotide messenger RNA. RefSeq names its product transcription initiation factor TFIID subunit 8. Gene Ontology annotation, molecular function: protein heterodimerization activity. The record is from RefSeq and is a predicted model, not a curated record. NCBI's taxonomy places the organism in Eukaryota, Viridiplantae, Streptophyta, Magnoliopsida, Lamiales, Lamiaceae. Bases 1 to 642 code for a protein of 213 amino acids. The transcript has a single exon. Gene Ontology annotation, cellular component: transcription factor TFIID complex.
AUGCCGGCACUCGAAGCCCUAACCGACAUCGCCACCAGGUAUUUGAAAGCGAUUGCCAAAUUAAGCGCGGAAUCCGCCAAUUCGAGCGGGCGCACUGAAUCAAACCUUUUCGACAUCGCCGCCGCGAUCGAAGAUUUGGCAUCGGUGCAAGGAUUCGACGGCUCGUGGAGAGUUCGAUCACGAUCGGUGUGGAGGUCAGCCGCGAUUAGAGAUUUGAUGAAGUGCGUGAAGCACAUGGAUCAAAUUCCGUUUGGUCAGCCGUCGCCGCCGAUUAUGAGUUGCUCCGGUGUAGGUAGAGUGUUGAAUACUAGGGAUAAUAGAUUGUGGUACAAUGAGGGGAAACUGAAGCACGUGCCGCGGUGGCUGCCUGCGGUGGAGGUGCGCGUAGAGGAGGAGGAGGAGGAGGAGGAGAAGAGGCGAGGGGAAGUGAAGUGGGAUGAGAGUUUGGAAAGGGAAGAAGCGGUGAAUUUGGGGAGCAGUGAGAUGAAGAAGUUGAAAAGGGAAUGCUAUGAUGAAGAUGUGGAACAAGUGCUGGUGAAGAGAGGGAAAGUCAGAUUCAAAAUUGGGAAUGUUGGAAAAUUUAAGGGUACAUGUGAAAACAACGGCAGCGGCGGAGGGGAGGAAGAAGACGGUGGCUGCUAA